AUGAUGGAUGUUAUUAUAUUUGCUGAUAAAAUAAACGAUUGCAAAGAAAAAUUAAGAAAAGUUUUACUUUAAAUUGGCAAUUUUUACGAUUUUCUUAGUGGAGACUUUAUUAAUUUGUAAUAAUUAUAAGAAAUGUAUGCUCCAAUAUUAAAUCAGAAGGAAGAUUUAGAAUAAACUUUUAUUGAGUUAUUUUAAAUAAAUCCUUAUGAUUCGGAUCUUGAAUUUCUAGCCUACAUUUUCAUUUCAAUUUUUGGCUUCUAAAAUAGAAGUAUAAAAGAAUUUCAAGAUGCUGCUUAAAAUCUAAAUUAAUAAAAGAAUAAUAAAUAUAAAAAACUAAAUUUAAUCAAUUAGCAAUCAGAAAAAAUAUCUGUCAUAUUUACAUCUUUGAUAGAAAAGAAAUAUGUGAUUAAAUAGACUUCUAAAUUAUUUUAAAAUAUGUUUGGAUACAGUUCUGAAUUUAUUCAUGGCAAAGAACUGAAUACUUUAAUACCAAAUAUGCUGAAAAAACAUCACGAUUAAAUAAUCUAACAUUUUGUUGAUGAUGAAUAGAUGGCUAUCAUAAAUUUAGGAAAUAGAAAUAUAUUUGGUUUAGAUAAUGAAGAAUUUGUUUUUCCUAUUGAUUUGAGAAUAAAAAUAGAAGCUUUUGAAAACGAUUUUGGAGUCUGUGCUCUCAUUCAAAAAAAGAAACAAUAUUUUUCUUACAUAUUUUUUGAAAAUGAAGGAAAAAUCACUGAUUUUUCAAGGAAAAUAUUUUUAGAUAUUUUUUAACCUCUAGGAUAUAAAAACGGAUCUCAAUUAAACAUAUUUGAUCUGAUUCCUACUUUAGAAGAUUUAUUUUAGACUUAGUAGUUAAAUUAACACUUAAAUUCUGUUUUAGUAAUUAAAAAACCUUAGUCAGACAAAAGCUAAACACUAUUAUCAGAAAGUUUAUAUUAAUCCUUAAAAACUAACAAUAAUAGUAAUAUGUUUUGUUAGAAUAAUUAAGUUUUUCAUAUUCAGUUUAGGUUAUUAAGCCAUUCUAUAAAAAAUAAAAUCAAUAUUAAUUUGAUUGAAAUUGAUUUUUACUCAUAAAUAACUGACUAUGUUUAAAAAAAUUUAAUCUUUGAACAACUUAAUAGAUUAAAGGAAAUGAAAGAAUCCUUGAACUAGGAAAAAAUAUAAUUAUAAUAAAAUGCAAAUUUCACCAAUUCUCAAUUUUUUUCAUCAAAAGAGUUUUCUUAAAUCUUUGAAAAUUAAGAUUUUAAUGCGUUUAAAAACAAAGAGUAUGAAAAAAAUUCUCUUAGAAGUUAUUAAUAACAACAAUUUCAAAAUGAUAGUGUCGAAUAGAAACUUUCUCUACAUCAGAAUAGUAAUGGAAGUUGUGAUUCGUAAAAUUUAAAAAAUUAUCAGCAGUAGCACAAUGAAAAAAGAUAAUUAAAUCAAAAUGGAAAUUAUUUCAAUUAUGAUUAAUAGUUAUUAACACAAAAUUAAUCUUAUAAAAUUUCCACGAAUGCAGUUGAGUAAGUAGAAACAAUUUUGUCUCCUAGUGUAAUUAGCCUAGAUAGAUUAUAAAUACAAAUAAAUCAGACAAAUUAACAAAGACACUUUACAUUUUUACCUAAUAAAACAAAAUAAAUACAUAUUAUUGAGCCAAUUGCAUCAAAUAAAAUUUCUAGCUAUCAAAGCAAAGACAAUUUAGAGAAUAUCUAAAAUAAUUCUCCGAAUAAAAUAAACUAAUCAGACAACUAAAGCUCACAUUCAUCAUCAAAUUUAACAAGUAAUAUAAACUGGAGAGAAAAAGAAUAAUUUUAACAAAAUAAAUAAAACGAAAUAUCUAGCAUAAAUUCUAGUAGUAAACAUAGCGCUGAAUAAAUGAUGAAAAGGAAAAUGAUAAAACGAGUAAAAAAAAAUGAAUUUACUUUUGGAUUAAAGUUAAUGGCUUUCACAGGAAUUGCAGCUUUUCUCAUUCUAAUUAUUGUUUCUUUUGUCAUUUACAUUCAAAAUUUAUAAAAUUUAAAUUCUUUUGCCAAAUCAUUCUUAGAAAUAGAUGAUGCUCUAUUUUGCUUUAUAGACCCUUUGAAUUUCAUUUCGCUAUACAGAUAUGGUACUAUUCUUGAAAAGAAUAAAUAUUUAAUCAUUGACAGUAACGAUCUUUAAAAAUAUGAAUCUAGUCAAAUUAAUUAUCAGCAAUAUCUAUUAAUAUAAGACUACAAGUUAAAGUUGGAAAGACUUAUCCUGACAAACAACAAUGAUGAAUAACUUGAUGAAUUGCAAAAAAAUUAGUUUAAAGUUCACAUUAAAAGAGCAAAAGAUGAAAAUUAUAUAUAAUAAAAAAAUAAUUUCUUCACUUAUGAAACAAGUUUAUAAGCUGCAUUAAAGUAGCUUUUACAAUAAAUUGUGUUUUAUUAUUUGAAUUAUGAAGAUUCUCAAGAAGAUUUUAUAUGGGGAAAUAUCAUAAACUUCAAGCAAAAAAUGAAAGAUCUGCAACUAAUUGUUGAAAACCAUGCUUAAAACAAAUUCGAAAUUAUGGAUUACUACCAAAUAUUUACAAUUAUGUUAUUUUCAACAAUUAGCUCUUUGCUAAUAUUAUCGAUUUUACCUCUAAAUUGCAUUAUUCAAGUUUAAAAGCAAAAUAUUUUAAAGCUCUUUGGUACAUUUUCUCCAUCUGUAAUAGAGUCUAAGAUCAAAUAAAUUGAAAUAAAUCUACAAAAAACUGACUAAAUGAAAAUCUUAGAAAACCAAACUUGUGACAAUAAAGCAUAAAUUAAGAAUCGAAAUUCCAUUAAAUAAAAACAAAUUUAACAAGUAAGAGAUCUAUGCUUAUAUUCAAAUAUAGAAAGCAAAGAAGCUUAAUUGCAAGAGAUCAGACAUCAUAAUCCAGCUCCAAAUUAAAUUCAAAGAUAGCAAAAUAAGCGAAAAAGAAAAAUUGCAUCAUUCAGCAGCAUACCGAAACUAAAUUUAAUAUUACUUUUUUUAGGAAUUAUAGUUUUAUUACUACUGCUAGUAAUACCUAUUAUUAAUUUAAUUGCAUUUGAUCCCUUUGAAAAAGAAUCUUAGCACACACUAAAAGUUAAGAUUUCUUUAAUUGAUAUUUUCUCUUUGAUAAUUUAAAAUUUCUCAUCUCAUAUGGAAUAAGUUUUUCUAAUAUCUAAAUAAUUACAUCCAUAAAAAUCUCUCUAAUAUGAAUAUUUGUCAAUUAUUUAAAGCUAAAACUAAAAUUACAAUUAAUAUAUCUAAAAUUUAGUUGUAGAAGUAGGAAUAACAAUAAAUGAUUAAGCAAUGUAUAAAAACUUUUAUUUGAAUCUGUUAAAACAAAAUGUCUGCGAUGUGAGAAAAAAUUAUCCUUAAUAUUUUAAUUCCAACAUAACGGAGUU
Messenger RNA from Tetrahymena thermophila SB210, 3353 nucleotides. Its product is annotated as transmembrane protein, putative. The annotation marks the transcript as partial. The transcript has 3 exons. The record is from RefSeq and is a predicted model, not a curated record. NCBI's taxonomy places the organism in Eukaryota, Ciliophora, Oligohymenophorea, Hymenostomatida, Tetrahymenidae.